Molecule: messenger RNA, 1978 nt
Organism: Wallemia mellicola CBS 633.66
Lineage: Eukaryota; Fungi; Basidiomycota; Wallemiomycetes; Wallemiales; Wallemiaceae
Product: cytochrome P450
Exons: 5
Coding region: 298-1899 (533 amino acids)
Biological process (GO): ergosterol biosynthetic process
Molecular function (GO): monooxygenase activity; iron ion binding; oxidoreductase activity, acting on paired donors, with incorporation or reduction of molecular oxygen
Source: RefSeq, a predicted model, not a curated record
GAAAAUUUUGAAUUAUAUCAUUUACACAGGAUAAAUUAAUUCAUAUCUCGUUUAUAUCUAUCUCGAAAUACUGUGGCUCAUCUGCUGACCAAUGAAGCACCAUAUAUGGCCUGACUUUAGAUAUAGAUAAAAGAAGAGAGAUGAGAGGGUGAUAUUAGCAUAUUCUGAAUCACAUAAUUACGCUGAUUAUUACAAUAUUUAUAUCUCCUUAUAUUUCAAAAUUCUCAUAAAUGACCUGAUGUCUUCUUCCUCGUAUGAGAUGUAAGCAAGUCUAUUGGUUAAUUAGCUACUAUCAAGAUGCCCUGCGUUCAAUCGUUACUAGCUGAUUUCAGCAGUUUAAGCACAACCUUACAGUAUAUUCUAGGCGCUAUAGCCUUUGUGGUUAUAUCUAUAGUUCUCAAUGUACUCAGUCAAGUUCUACCAAUAAAGUCUAGUAGCAGCCCUCCUAUGGUUUUCCACAUCGUUCCAUUUAUCGGUAGCACAAUUACUUAUGGUAUGGACCCAUAUAAGUUCAUGUUCGACAAUCGUAAGAAGUAUGGAGAUGUAUUCACUUUCAUCCUUCUUGGUCGCAAAAUGACCGUUGCGCUUGGACCUAAAGGAAAUGAUCUCAUUUUGAACGGGAAACUCAACCAAGUUAGUGCAGAAGAGGCAUACACUCACUUGACAACCCCAGUUUUCGGUAAAGAUGUUGUUUACGAUGUACCAAACAGCGUCCUUAUGGAACAAAAGAAAUUCGUCAAGUUCGGUUUAAGCAGUGAAAACUUGAAAAAAUACGUUGAAAUGAUUCAAGAUGAGACACUCAAAUUCAUUAACCGUGAUGCUGCAUUCAAAGCUUAUCAAGAUAACAAUCCAAAUGGUGGCGAUUUCCACUGCUUCCAAACAAUGUCUGAGAUUACUAUCCUUACAGCAAGUCGUACCCUCCAAGGUAAGGAAGUCAGAGAUGGUCUUGAUAAGUCAUUCGCUGAUAUGUAUCACGAUCUUGACGGUGGUUUCACUCCACUCAACUUUAUGUUCCCAAAUCUCCCACUUCCUUCCUACAAGAGAAGAGAUGUCGCACAAAAGAAAAUGUCAGACUUCUACAGUGAGAUCAUCCAAAGAAGAAGAGAAGAAGGUAGCCACGAAUAUGACAUGAUUGCUUCCCUUAUGGAAUGCAAGUACAAAGAUGGUAGACAACUCAAAGAUCGUGAAAUCGCUCACAUUAUGAUUGCACUUUUGAUGGCUGGUCAACAUACUUCAUCUGCAACUUCAAGUUGGAUUCUUUUCCAUCUUGGUGAUAAGCCAGAAGUCGUUGAAGCUCUCUACCAAGAACAAAAGGAGAAAUUCAUGAAAGAUGAUGGUACAUUCGAACCACUCAACCUUGAUGACAUGCGUGAUUGUCCAAUUCUCAACAGUGUAAUUAAGGAAACAUUGAGAUUACACCCACCAAUCCACUCUAUCAUAAGAAAAGUUAUCAAUGAAAUACCAGUACCACAAUCUUUGAGUGCACCAUCAGAGAAAUCAAGCUACGUUAUACCAAAAGGAAACUUCGUAAUUGCAUGCCCAGGUGUUAGUGCAGUUGAUCCACUUUUAUGGAACAACUCGAACGAGUUUGAGCCAACUAGAUGGACUACCAAGACUAAAGAACAAGAGUUGGCUAACGCUGACGAAACUGGUGAGACUGUCGAUUACGGUUUUGGUGCUAUUUCCAAGGGAACUAGCUCACCAUACCAACCAUUCGGUGCUGGAAGACACCGUUGCAUUGGUGAACAAUUCGCAUACUUGCAAUUAUCAACCAUUAUUGCAACUUUCAUCCGUCAUAUGACGCUUGAAGCAAAGAAUGGAGUUCCUCCACAAGAUUACACAUCCAUGAUUGUUCUUCCACAACCAGGAUCUAGAUUGCACUUUAAGCGCAGAAACUAAUUGGGUAGAUAACAAGCAUAGACAUUUUCAUUAUACUUAAUCGGUACUAUUGUAUGAAACGCAUAUAUAAAUUCUAAAU